ACACCCCUCCCCUUCUUCCCCAGGCAAGCAACAAGGGCGCCACAAAUAAUAGCAAGUGAUCAUCAUCGAUCCAGCUUGCUAAUAAGCCCUUCUUCCUCGUCUCCGAUCCGUUUGACAAUUCUCAAGGAGGAACCAUGGAGAUGAAGAAGGUCGCCUGCGCCGUCCUUGUCGCCGCCUCGGCCACCGUGGCCCUCGCCGCCGAGGGCCCGGCCCCCGCCCCCACCAGCUCCUCUGCGGCCGCCUUCCCGGCAAUGGGCGCGGUGCUCAGCGCCUCCGUGCUCUCAUUCUUCGCCUACUACCUCCAGUAAAAAGGAGGAGGAAGAGACCAGAAGCCUGCUGGCUGCUACUGCCAGCAUUUGAUUUAUUUCCGUUUAUGGUAUACGUACCUUAUUAAUUUGGGUUCGAUUUGGAUUAUUUGACCAUGUUGGUUGAUCCAUACAUUUUAUUUCCUUGCCUUGUUCUCCCCUCGUAUAUAUUAAUUUCGAUCUGUAAAGAGGGGAGAACUGGAGGCGCUAUUUGUUUGGACAUGAAAGUUGGAAAUUAAUCACUACCUGUUUGUUUGAAUUUA
Phragmites australis (common reed) is the source of this 568-nucleotide messenger RNA. RefSeq names its product arabinogalactan protein 23. The transcript has a single exon. Lineage: Eukaryota; Viridiplantae; Streptophyta; Magnoliopsida; Poales; Poaceae. The record is from RefSeq and is a predicted model, not a curated record. The coding region runs from base 135 to 308 and encodes 57 amino acids.